AUGCGCAAACCUCCAGGAGGGGUGGAGCCAGCAGAGAUCAGAUUCUCUCUACAGAGACCUCCACAGCACACAGGUCCAGACAUGGCUCCUACAACCACUGCAGCAAUGACCAACUCUCAGGAGCAUCUCACUUUGACCCACAAGCUCAGAAAACCUCUGGUGGAGAAGUUACGCAGAGAGCGAAUCAACAACAGCAUUGAGCAGCUCAAGUCUCUCCUGGGUCCAGAGUUCCUCAAACAGCAGCCAGACUCCAAGCUGGAGAAAGCAGACAUCCUGGAGAUGACAGUUUGUGUCCUGAGACGACUGCAGCAGCAGAAUCAAGCUGUGGACUCAGCAGCUGUCAAUCAGGGCUACUCCAGGUGUGUCCAAGAGGUGACACACUUCCUGUCCAAAGAGCAGAUAAAGACACAGUCCCAGAGAAGACUGCUGAACCACUUCAACAAGCUGCAGUCUUCCUCUAAUUACAACCUGAGAGAGGCUGACUUCUCUCCUCUGAGCUCCACAGUCCAGACCAGCAUCACCACAGACAAGAGUCCAGUCAACAGCGCCCUCUGGAGGCCGUGGUAGACACCUACAGACUGGAGUUACUAUCAGACAAACUGAGACCACCAUAUUGGUCAAAAGUUCAGAAAAAUGAUUCUGUAAUAGAACAAAGUGUUUAAAUUCAUCUCAUGGUGAUAUUUGACUGAAAUUACAAUUUACUUUUGUUUUUAAAAGAAGUUAAAUCUUAAUUUUGUGAAAAUAUUGAUUGAAAUUGUAUUCUAUGAAUACUAUAUUUUCUCUUAUUGAUUUAUCAAUAUAAUUAAGAAUUGUCACACCUAUGUCUUCUGUAUAAAGACUGAUACAGUGAUUUAUUCCAGCUACUUUCUUGUAGCACUUUUACCUUUUUGUGGUGUUUUAUUGACUUUUUACUGUGUAAAAGAUUAUUGACCCAUGAUGGGUCUUGAAGUAAUUUGUUCUUUCAUCAACAUAUUCUGUUGCAUCAACAGAAAAAAAGAUCUGAAAGUUAUUUUCUCUCAUUGUUGGAGACUUAACUGACUCUAUUUAGCUUGAACUGAACGAUUCUCUGCCUUUUGUAAAGACACUGAAGCUGUUAACUCUUUGUGAGUAUAUUGUUUUUGCUGUGAUGCAUCAUCACCACUCGUGCCUCUAUGAUGUGACUCGUUCAAUAUUUUGAAUAAAAAAAAACAUCAACUGAA
This is a messenger RNA of Centropristis striata (black sea bass), 1199 nucleotides long. Its product is annotated as transcription factor HES-5-like. Gene Ontology annotation, molecular function: protein dimerization activity; RNA polymerase II cis-regulatory region sequence-specific DNA binding; DNA-binding transcription factor activity, RNA polymerase II-specific. Gene Ontology annotation, biological process: regulation of neurogenesis; regulation of transcription by RNA polymerase II; anterior/posterior pattern specification. The transcript has 3 exons. Gene Ontology annotation, cellular component: nucleus. The record is from RefSeq and is a predicted model, not a curated record. Lineage: Eukaryota; Metazoa; Chordata; Actinopteri; Perciformes; Serranidae. Bases 1 to 567 code for a protein of 188 amino acids.